Messenger RNA from Ilyonectria robusta, 2230 nucleotides. Its product is annotated as nucleoporin protein Ndc1-Nup. Gene Ontology annotation, molecular function: spindle pole body-nuclear membrane anchor activity. The coding region runs from base 68 to 1954 and encodes 628 amino acids. The transcript is spliced from 3 exons. Gene Ontology annotation, biological process: spindle pole body localization; nuclear pore organization. The record is from RefSeq and is a predicted model, not a curated record. NCBI's taxonomy places the organism in Eukaryota, Fungi, Ascomycota, Sordariomycetes, Hypocreales, Nectriaceae. Gene Ontology annotation, cellular component: nuclear pore transmembrane ring; spindle pole body.
UGUACCUGUCCUCGCUUCCUCCCCAGCAUCCCCGAGCCUACUCCUUCGACAACGAUGCGCUGUGGAGAUGGCGGCCACCACAGUUCGAAAAGCUCCCUACAAGGACUUCCUUCAGCCAGCUCUGCAUAGGCGCUUCACCUCCACGGCAACUGUUCUAUUGGCCGUCUCUUAUGUGGAGGCCGUCUUUCUGGACAACUGGAACUCCUAUCUCUGGGGCUGGUUCCCUGUCGGCCCUGUCGGCUUGCGAACGGCCUUUAUCUUCACCUGCGGCCUUGCGAUUCUCGUCCUCCGAAUUGCGAACUACCAUGUCGGUCUACGCACCUCCGGCUCCGGCUUCCAGACCUUGAGCACCGCCCUUGUGAAGUUCCAGACGUACGAGACGGCCUUCUGGUAUGGCUUCUCCAGCUUGUUAUUCUGCCACAUCUACCUCUGGUCUGCCCCCGAGGGCACGAACCUGCAGUGGAUCACCUACUUCAGCGGCGAUCGCGCGAGAUUGAACGAGCGGCCGCUGUUCUUUAUGGCCUACCUGGUGUCUUGCGCCCUCUCGCAGACCUUGACGCAUUACAGAAAGGAUGUCGACCGCCUUGUGUUGAGGCUCUCGAGGAGCAAGGAUGAGAACAAGACUGUGGGCUCGGGAGAUUCCUUGAAGCUGGUCAUGCAGCAACUCCCUGCAAUUGCCGGCACUUCUGCUGCGGGUUCGCUGGCGGCAAUCCCGCUCGCGCUCUUCCUCUACUAUACCGUGAUGCGAUCCUUCGCCUGGGGAUGGGCAUUGAUGUUCCUGCGCCCGUUUUACAACCUGCCCAAGACGAACAUGGUCCCCCCUUCCUGGCCAACCGACAUCUUCCUGCUGUACCGCUGCAUCGAGGCGGGCGCCCUGAUCCAUUUUAUCUGGAACGCCGGUAACUUUGCCUUUUCUACUUUCAUGGUCAAGGAACCCCUCAAGAAUGGCAACCCCCUCACCUCGGAGUCCAAGGAUCCCAAUGGCAGUAUUCUCAACGGCCUGAAGAGCAAGAAGCUUUCUAUCAAGUCGUUUGCGUUGUGGGAGCUGGCUUUUAUUGCACAGGGCUUCGAGACCCGCCGACAGGCCAUCUUUGAGGAUAUCGACCGAAAGGAUGGCCCUAUGUGGGCCCAGGUCUAUGCCAUCUGCAUGGAAGUGGUGAAGGCUGUCGAGACCCGCGUCGAUACCUACGGAAAGCCCAUAGCCCCGCCUCCUGCCCAGCCAACCGUUGAGCCUAGGCAGCGCGUAUCUGCUCCUCUUCGUGAGGACCCCAUCUUCACCAGCAAAGCUGCUUCAAAGUCCAUGCGAGGAGAGGUUGAGAAGCGCCUGAGCCAAGUUGCCCGAUCACCAGGCUCAUCGCCAGCCUCAAAACUGAGCCCAUUGGCCAAGAAGACAUUUAAGGAGGCCACGGACCGAGUUCUCACCAAGGAGCAGCAGGAGAUGGUUUCACCGGAACAUCUCAAGAGCCAAUUCGAACAGUGGACAGUUAACCUGAUGAGCAUCGACUCUGUCGCCGCGCUGUUCCAGCAGGACUUCCGGACCCAGUUUGCUGCCGCUGUGCUGGGCACCCCCUACGCGGAGCCAACUCUUCUCAUUAAUGCGGUGCAUGUGCUUUGCCACCUGUCAGUGCACAGUUUGGCUGAGGAUCAAUUUGGAAACGUCCACAGGGAUGUACCCAGCAUUAUCCGGACAUUGACCUCGGUUAUUAAGAAGCUGGAAGCAUUCCGACAGGCAUUCCCCAUCCAUUGGACGGACGUCAAGAGCAAAAGGGAGAGCCCCGAGGUGGAUGAAGUGCUGAAUGCAUUAAGGGCGGGCUUGGGCCAAGUAGUGGCCAAGUUUGAACCCUACAGCAGCGAUCUGAGAUUAACGCUGGCGGAUAUCAGGCUGGCCAAGGAGGCAGCAGCAACUUCGAAGGGCGACGAGUCGAAGGAUUCGGAGAUGGCGCAGGUGCGGUAGCCGUGGUGAAAGGGCAUGUGUCUAGACUGGGGGCCUUGGCGUGGCAAUGAAUGUAUCAUGAUACCAUAUGUAAAACCAGACGAAAAUCUACCUUGGAGGUAGUGACUUUGAGAAAUUCGAAUCUAUUUGGUUAGCAGAGUGUGAUUGGGUUUGAGAUUUGCAAUCUACCGUAUGAGCCUGGUCCUGGGGAGAAUUUUGCGGAGUUGUGAAUUGACCCAGCUGCCUGCUACAUACGGAGCUGAUGGCAUUGUUAUGUGUACUACGGAGUACAGUGUC